Messenger RNA from Microplitis mediator, 609 nucleotides. RefSeq lists its product as uncharacterized. The record is from RefSeq and is a predicted model, not a curated record. Lineage: Eukaryota; Metazoa; Arthropoda; Insecta; Hymenoptera; Braconidae. The coding region runs from base 1 to 609 and encodes 202 amino acids. The transcript has a single exon.
AUGAGAUCAGGACCAAUUGAUAUUAUCAUUGGUGCUGAUCAUUAUGGUCUUAUCAUUAAAGGUGUAAUCAUCAAAAGGUCUGAAGGCCUGCCAAUCGCUCAAGAUACCAUCUUCGGGUGGAUAUUACUCGGUCCAGUCACUCAACUCACUUAUCGACAAUCUAUUACUUAUCAUGCUGCUGUCGAGCAGUCAACUCAACAACUUCACGACCUGCUAUCACGUUUCUGGACUCAAGAAGAAAUUCCAGUCACCAAAAUCAAGAAACUCAACCCAGAUGAAGAGGCGUGUGAAGCGCAUUUUCAGCAAACUCAUCGACGAGACAGUUCAGGACGGGACAUAGUCCUACUGCCAGUCAAAUCGUCACCUCAACAACUGGGAAAUUCGUACUUAGCAGCAUACCACUGUCUUAUUCAUCCGAAACGUCGUCUAGACCAUGCCGAUCGUCUGAAAGCACUCUAUCUUGAUUUUCUGAGGGAAUACAAAAAACUCAACCACAUGGUGGAAUCAACUCAAUCAACAACAAGUGAACCAGCCAAUUAUCUCCCUCAUCAUGGAGUAUUACGGGAGAGCAGCAUUACAACUAAGCUGCGAGUAGUUUUCAACGGUUAA